This is a messenger RNA of Fundulus heteroclitus (mummichog), 4943 nucleotides long. It is a transcript of the gene inpp4aa, whose product is annotated as inositol polyphosphate-4-phosphatase type I Aa. Gene Ontology annotation, molecular function: phosphatidylinositol-3,4-bisphosphate 4-phosphatase activity. Lineage: Eukaryota; Metazoa; Chordata; Actinopteri; Cyprinodontiformes; Fundulidae. The record is from RefSeq and is a predicted model, not a curated record. Gene Ontology annotation, cellular component: cytoplasm. Bases 256 to 3147 code for a protein of 963 amino acids. The transcript is spliced from 24 exons.
AGCCUCGCUUCCAUCAGCGGUAUUACGUCCGGAUGUGUCAGAGGGAGUCUGGGCGAGUCUGGACUGCAGCUGCAGGCGUCGUCAUUGCAACCAGGAUGCGCAUCAGUGUGACAAGAGGUCUUCAGCUCUUCACCAACGAUUUAACGCAAUCAAGCGCCUGAAAAAGGAAGGCCAACAGAGAACAAGACAGCUUUAAUCUCUGAGUCUGCUCUUCAAGCUCCUAACAUCCAUCCUCUGCCCCGACGGAAGCCCACCAUGUCCGGGAAGGAGCGCAGCCCCCGCCACCGGCCGUGGUCGGUCUACCGGGCCAACACCUUUGAUCUCUCUGCUGAGAUGAUGGGGCUGGCUCUCUCAGGCACCAGCCAAGAUCCAGAUGAACCAGUUCUGGAGUUCAGUGUGGCCUGCAGCGAGCUGGUCGCGCCCUCUCUGGACCGCAAGCCAACCAGCUUCGUGGCCGUCAGCUGCACCACUCCACCACAGGCCUUCUGGACCAAACACGCUCAGACGGAAAUCAUAGAGGGCACCAGUAAUCCCAUCUACCUGAGCAGCAUAGCUUUCUUUCAGGACUCUCUCAUCACGCAGCAGACUCAGGUCAAGCUCUCCGUCUACGAUGUGAAGGACCGGUCACAGGGCACGAUGUACAUGCUCGGUUCGUCCAUGUUUUCUGUAAAAGAGCUGCUGCAGGACAAACACCACAGGCUGCACUUGACACUAAGGUCAGCAGACAAUGAGCGUGUUGGCAACAUCACAGUCAUCGCCUGGCAAAUAGAGGAGAAGCGGGAGCAGAGGGCCCCAGUUGCAAGAUUACAGAGGGGGGACACGGUCAACGGACGGAUGGUUCUCCCUGUCGAUGAAAGCUUGACUGGAUCCACGAGUAUUAAAUCCAAGUCUUCGUCUCUAUGUAAAGAUCCGAUGCUAAAAGCAGUUUUUGGAGGCGUCAUGUCACGGACGUAUCGUUUCCCCACCACGGAUGGAAACCACCUGCGUGUCCUGGAGCAGAUGGCUGAAAGCGUGCUCUCCUUGCAUAUUCCCCGACAGUUCGUGAAGCUGCUGCUGGAGGAGGACGCUGUGAGGGUGUGUGAGCUGGAGGAGCUGGGUGAGCUCGCUCCUUGUCGGGAGAAUCUCAGGAGGCAGAUCAUCACUCAUUAUCAGACCAUCAUCCUCACAUACCAGGAGACGAUAAGUGACCUGCACGAAUACAAAGGACCUUCGUUUAAGCCCAGCACCUUAAAAGCAGAGAGGAAGUUGGAAUUCAUUCCCACUAACCUGCACAUCCAGAGGAUGAGAGUACAGGGAGAGACGGGUUAUGAUUGGACGUAUGAUGUUGUGACCAUAGGGGCUCCUGCAGCGCAUCACCAGGGCUUUAAAGGCUGCGGCCUCAGAAAACUGCUUCACAAGCUGGAAGAAGCCAGGAAACACACUUAUGAGGAAGAGAGUUCUGCUGGCUUUGGUUCCAAAGGAAUGACCUACCAGCCCCAGGACGUUGUGAAAGCAAAGGAGCUGAUCGCUCAGAUCAACACUCUGAAGACGCAAGUGUGUUACUACACCGAACGUCUGUCCAGAGCUGCCAAGGAACGCUCAGCCAACGCUCUGGAGAGAACUCUGGCCAUCUUAACAGAGAAGACGCGUCAGCUGGAGACGGUGUGUGAGUCCAAGCUGCUCUCGUCAGCCAUCGUCGCCCUUGCCGCCGCUCGUCCUCAGUUCUCUCAGCAAAGCACCCCGUCCCCGUCCUCCUCUUCCCUCUCACCUUCUCGCUCUCCGUCCCGUUCCCCCUCUCGCCACCCCAGCUCUCCUUCCCGCACCGCCGUCUCUCCGUCGAGGCAGGUCACCCCUCUGGAGGGCGGUGAAGGGAGCAGAAGCAAGCGCGUUUCAGCGCAGCUGGACAAUCAUGAGGAAGAGUGGGAGAAGGUUUGGCUAAAUGUCGAUAAAAGCCUUGAGUGCGUGAUCCAGACGGUGGACCGGCUGCUGCAGCGAGACAAACUCCAAAGCGACAGCAGCUCCGAGGACGUCUUUCUGCUCAGCAACGAGGUGCCGAGUAACACCAAGAAAGAAAGCAGCCCAGAAGUUGAGAAGAAAUCUCCUGGCGAAUGGAUCGAAGUCCUCUACCCCCUUCUCACCACCCUGACAGAAUGUGCGUCUCUGAUGAGCGACAAAGCAAAGAAGGCCUUGGUGUUUCUGCUGAUGCAGGACAGCGCCCCCACUAUCGCCAUGAGCCUCACUAUGCAGUAUCGCCGCGACGUUGUUUUCUGCCAGACGCUGACGGCGCUGAUCUGCGGCUUCGUUCUCAAGCUGAGGAACUGUCUCUGCGACAGCGGCUUCCUGCGGCAGCUGCACACCAUCGGCUUACUGGUUCAGUAUGAGAGCCUGCUCAGCACCUAUGGGGAGGAGUUGGCCAUGUUGGAGGACAUGUGUGUCGGCAUAAUGGACCUGAGAAAUGUGACCUUUAAGGUUACUCAGGCCACCUCUGGCUUCAGUCCAGACAUGCUGCCAGUGAUUACGGGGAACAGGACUGGAUUCAACGUCCGGGUUCCCAUGCCUGGCGUGAUGUUCGACACGCUGCCGAGAGAUAUCCAGAACGGGAUGCUGCUUCGGGUGCAGCCCGUCCUCUUCAACGUGGGGAUAAACGAGCAGCAGACGCUGGCUGAGAAAUUUGGAGACACGUCGCUCCAAGAUGUCAUCAACAUGGAGAGCAUGACUCGUCUCAGCUCGUAUUAUGACCAGUUCAAAGAGGUCCUUCCAGAAGACUGUCUCCCUCGGUCCCGCAGCACCACCACCCUGCCCGACAUCCUCAAGCUGCUGAGUCAGAACGUGAACGCCAAGAAAACCAAGAACGUAGAAAUUCUGUGGCAGGCAGCCGAGGCAUGCCGUCGCCUGAACGGAGUGCGUUUCACCAGCUGCAAGAGUGCCAAGGACCGCACGGCCAUGUCCCUGACCCUGGAGCAGUGUCAGAUCCUGCAGCAGGAGCACGCCAUGGCCCCGCAGGUCUUCUACCAGGCCUUGGAUUGCAUGCGCAGUGAGGGCUGCAGGAGGGAGAACACCAUGAAGAAUGUGGGAUGUCGGAAAUAUGCCUUUAACUCUCUUCAGCUCAAGGCCUUCCCAAAGCAGUAUCGCCCCCCAGAGGGGACAUACGGGAAAGUUGAGACCUAAAGCGGACUCAUAGUUGAUGGAAUCAAAAGACUUAAAAACUGAAAAAAUUAUAUAUAUAUAUAUAUAUAUAUAUACACACACACGUUUAAAAAAAAAAAAAGAUAAAACUAUUCGACAAAGCCCCUGGUUUGGUGUUUAGUCCGUGUCAAAGUGCCAGUUCUGCUAGAUUGUUUUUAAGCUGUUUCCUCCCCUCCCAUCUUAGCUUUGCCAACAUCACAACUCACAGCCAAAAGGAGCACAGAUUUGGCUUUUUUUGUGUCACAUUGUAGGCUGUGUGUGCAGAUAGCGUCAGGGCUGCAUCAGCUGUAGCAUCUGGAGGUUUGCAGCCAUGCUGGAUUAAUAAUGCUCCAAUUUCUGUCUAAGAAAUACGUCUGUAUGAGACAGUACAGGCAAAAAUUCUCGAACCCUUUGCAGAUUUCUUCUGUUUUUUUUGUUUUUUUGUUUUUUUGUCUAAAUCAAAUGUUUCAAAUCAUUAAAUGCAUUUUGAUUUUAGAAAGAAAUACAUUGAGUAAAUAUAAAGGCAGUUCUCACAUUAUGAUUUCAUUAAUGAAGGGAAAAAAGCUAUUUAAACCCAACCUGACCCUGUUUAAAACAACUAUCACAACAUUGUUAAAUCAAGAAUUAAUCGUGAUUGGCCACAUAUUUUCAAAAGUUGUGUUUAACUUCACUUGCCAAAGUCAGGCCUGAUUACUGUCAGAACUAUAGAGUAAAAUAUCCACAUGAACAGAACCUGUUUGACAGCAUGAAGUAGGCUAAAAGAUCUCAAAAGCAGCAACUCAUAAUGAACAUCGAGAGUAUCUGACAUGUAUCAGUAGGGAAAGGGUUGGAAAGUAAUUUCUAAGGCGUUGGGACACCAGUGAACCUCAGGGAGAGCCAUUAUCAACAAAUAGAGAAAAGAUGGAACAGUGCAGAACCUUCCAUAAAAUGACCAGCCUGCUGAAAAUACCACAAAAGUGCUUCUACGCUUUAUCUGGGAGGUCAACAAAGAACUCAGAGAAAUUUUACAGCACAGCAGGCCUCAGUUAAGGUCAAUGUUUAUAAUUCAACAAUAAGAAAAGCGCUGGGCAAAAACGGCCUCCGCAGGAGAAGUCAAAGAUGAAAGCUGUUGCUGACCAAAGAGAACACAUAGGCCUGUCGUACAUUUCCCAGAAUGCAUCUUGAUGAUGAAGACUUUUGGAAAAAUAUUCUGGACAGACAGGACAAAAGUGGGAGGUUUUGGAUGGUCGUCGUCUCAUUACAACCGGUGUAAAACUCAAAACAGCAUUUCAGAAAAAGAAUCACACCAGGAGUCAGUGUGGGGGUCUGGGUCUGUGACUGGAUCAUGAAUUUUUCUGCCUACCAUAAAAUCCUGUGUGAGAACAUCUUGCCAUCAGCUUGUGACCUUAAGCCUAAGCGCACUCAUGCAACAAGAAAAUGAUCUAAAAACGCACCUGUUCACCUCUAAAUGGAUAAAAAAAUAAGUUUUUUAAUGGCAUAGUCAAAUUCCAGACUCCUUUCACAUUGAGAUGCUAUGGCAGGACCCCAAAUAGGUCGAUCAGGCUCGGAAAUCCUGAAUUAAAUGUGGCAAUGUGGCUGAAUUAAAACGAUUCUGUGAAAUUUUGGCAACAAAUUCUUACCAAAGGCGAUGCAGAGGCUCGUUGCCACUUAUUGCAAAUGUCUGAUGGCAUUCAUUGCUGCCCAGGAUGGCACAUCCAGUUAUUACCAACGGGUAUCUGGGGGAAUUAGUCUUUCUUCUUAAUUCAGUAAAUAAAAUAAUUUAAAACAGCAUUUUGUAAUUUAUAUUACAUAUUAAAAAU